UAUUAAUUAUGCAGCAAAUAAUACGAGCGAAUUGGCUGCGAAAAUGCUUUUUUUCUAUUUAAUCGCUGUUGUAUUUUUUUUCAGGAACUAUGUCUUUAAGACUCUGAAGUGUACCACAUUGCAAAUACAAUUUUACGGAAGGAAAAUUAAUAAUAAUGAAUGCAUGGUUCGUGAGAUGUCGAGAGUGGAGCUUCGAAGGAUCGGCGAUAUAAUCCUUUAAAUAGUAUUCCCCCCGCUAGGACACGGUGCAGGACGCGUUUCACGAAGCUUGUAUCGCGUGUUGCCUAAUGGUGGAAGGAAACGUUAUCCAGAGGCGGGCAACGGACGGGCAUUACCGUACGGUGUACCUUGGUAGGGCCGAGAGAAGUCAGCCUCCGGGAUAUGGACUCGUACACUCAGUCUUCGAACUGGUCUCGUACCGCGCUCUAUACAGCGUGUCACACAGGCCCGCAAACAGUCGCGGCGAGCUUAGUUAACAACACCGCGUGGUGCUACGGUUCGCCUCGUUCGAACGUGGCCCUCCUUCUAGAACGCUUCGUAUUUACACCGCGUUCACCAGUGACUCGAUGCACGACUGACCGCGUGCCACUGCUUGGAUUUCUUCUCUCCACCCUCGUCAAUCGUGAGAUUCUUGCAUAUUUCCUGAUACGAUACGGGAUAGAACGAAAAGGAUUCGGUUACCAGUGAUCGGGAAAAGAACGGUGCCGUAGAACGUGCCGGAUCGAGAAGUGGUUUUAUCAAGAACCGAGUCUCUCAUCGAUCGAGGAUGAAACGGAAGGAGCAUUGAACGAAGUGGUUGCAGAAUCGAGGAACACAGUUUCGACGAUGGGAGUCCUGUCGAUCGGAUUGCUACUCCUCCCUCUGGUAUCAGGAGUUCUCAGCAAUUGUCCCCUGGUACAACCACCUCAAUGGGGCACCGUGAGAGAACGAGUUCUUAAAGAUGGCACUCUGCAGACGGUGUACUCAUGCGAACCAGGCCGUAGAUUGAAGGGUCAUAAAAUACUGACAUGCACAGUGAACGGUUGGAAUCAUCCUAUCCCGAAAUGUGUCCCUUACGACAACAGAUUCCGACACUUUCGCAACGAUCUUUAUCUCGGCGAUGAUCCAAUUUCAACGACACCGGCGGAGGAAAAAGCAGCGAGGGAACGGCUGAAAGCGCGCAAGAGAAUCGGCGAGCUGAAGAAACGUAGAAAAGCGAAGGAAAGGAAACAGAGGCAAAAGCAAAUCGUCGAGAAGUCUUUGGCUGGGUCGCCUCUGGCGUCAACGGUCUCGGGCCUGAAUGAAACAAUAAUGUCGAGGUUGGAUUUGAGCUGCUUCAUGAAAGCCCGCAAGAAAGGAUUUGCGAAAGCUCCCCCGGUUGAAAAUGCAUAUCCCGCCAAGUAUGCCAGACGAAAGAAUGUACUGCCGCCGUACAAUCGAUACCUUGUGGCAAUCUACGAUUGUACGGAGGGGUUUGUUUUCGAGGAUUCAACGGCUGAUCGACUUUUCUGCAGUGAUGGUACUUGGUUAGGCGGUCUUCCGCGCUGUGUAAAAGAGGGUGAAACGACGCUGAAGAGCCUGAAACGUUGUAAUCAGGACAGGGGUGGCUGCGAGCAUGUGUGCGAAGACACUGAGACAGGUGUGAAAUGCUCGUGCUUCGACGGAUUCCGCGCCAAUGGAUCUUCCUGCAUAGACAUAGACGAAUGCACAGAAGGUUCAGCUGGUUGUGCUGAAAUUUGUCACAACGAUCCUGGUUCUUUUCGUUGCGAAUGCCGUUCCGGUUACGAAUUGGGUGCCGAUGGCAAAUCGUGCAACGACAUUAACGAGUGCCUGGUGAAUAACGGGCACGGUCCGUGCCAGGGCAGUUGCAUCAAUCUAGAAGGAAGCUACGAGUGUAGCUGUUCCGAUAUUCCUGGUCACAAAUUGGCCCUGGAUAAUCACACCUGCGAGGAUAUCGACGAGUGUUCGACGAGCAACGCUGGUUGUUCCCAUAUCUGCUUGAACACACCUGGGAGCGCAUUCUGCCUUUGCCCGGAUGGUUUUUAUUUAACCGACGAUUCGAAGACGUGCCAAGAUGUGAAUGAGUGCGAAAACGCGUCGAAGGUUUGCACGAAUAAUACCGAUUGCGAAAAUACUAUCGGAUCGUACAGAUGCGUCGGUAAGCCACAGAAAAUGACGAAAGUCCUUCAGGACGAGGACUACGAUGCCGAGGAUGACGACGACGACGACGGGGACGACGAAUACGACGAAGAAGGUAUCACGGAGGUCCCGGAAUUCGGCAGGUGCGAGGAAGGUUACAAGAAGAAUAACAACGGCGAGUGUAUCGACAUCGACGAGUGCGUGGAAGGUGACGAAGGGGAGCCUCACGGUUGCCAGCACGAGUGCGUGAACGAACCAGGUGGUUAUUACUGCGUCUGUCGUCUAGGAUUCGAGCUGCGCGAAGACGGUGUAUCCUGUAACGAUAUCGACGAGUGCAAGGGAACGGCGUCUCUUUGCUCUCACGGUUGCAACAACACAGACGGCUCGUACGCGUGCACGUGUCCCUCUGGAUUCGACUUGAAAGAGGAUAACGUUAGCUGCGUUCCAACGAGAACCUGCCAGACUCUGAUAACACCGUGCUCUCACGAGUGUCAGGAAUCAAAGGACGGUCCUAUUUGCGUUUGCCCAACAGGAUAUCAGCUUUUGGAGGACGGUACAAGCUGUUCUGAUAUCGAUGAGUGUACCCUGGACUUAUGCUCACACUCCUGCCUGAAUUACCAGGGCAGUUUCCUAUGUCUUUGCCCCGAAGGUUUGGAAACGCUCGAACACGAUAAAUUCAAUUGCACGGACAUCGACGAGUGCUCGAACACGCUUCAUCGAUGCGAACACCAAUGCACAAACGUUCAUGGAAGCUACGUUUGCACUUGCAGACCUGGAUUCAGAUUGAACGAAGACAAGAAGACUUGUUUGGACAUAGACGAGUGUUCGAGCAGCGAACAUCAGUGUUCUCAGGUGUGUCUGAACGUUCCAGGUAGUUACGAGUGCAUGUGUCGCGAUGGAUACGAGUUAUCUGCAGAUGGUUUCACCUGCCAGGACCUGGACGAGUGUGCGACGAAUAAACAUGCAUGUUCCCACGAAUGUAUUAAUCGAGAAGGAGGCUACAAGUGUGAUUGUCCCGAUGGUUUCUUCCUUGGCAACGACACUAAAUCGUGCCAGGACGCGAACGAGUGUCUCGAUGGUACGCAUCAGUGUUCUCACGAAUGCGUCAACCUGCCAGGAUCUUACGAGUGCGCCUGUCCUGCUGGAAUGUCCAUGGCGGAUGAUAAAAUAUCCUGCCUGACGAUCGACGCGUGUAGCUUGGCAAAUUGUUCCCACGUAUGCGAGAAAGAAGGGGAUACAUUCAAGUGCGGUUGUCCCGAAGGAUACACCCUGCAAGACGAUGGAAAAACGUGCAAGGACUUUGACGAGUGUCUGGAGGACGAACACGACUGUUCUCACGACUGCGUGAACACUCUGGGAAGCUACAAAUGCGUCUGUCCGGAAGGUUUGAAGCUACUGCAGGAUGGAUUGACUUGCGAGGAUCCUUCGUGUCCCGAGGGUCUUCGACAGGACGACGCAGGUCAGUGCCAGGAUAUCGACGAGUGUCUGGAAGAGAAUCACCAGUGUUCGCACUCGUGUCACAAUGUACACGGUUCCUAUCGUUGUUCCUGUCCUUCGGGAUGGGUCUUAUCCGAUGACAACAUCACGUGCGUCGGUGAUCCUUGCUCGAACGCGUCCUGUUCUCAUUUCUGCGUGGCUGAUGGUUCGCAGCCCGAGUGCAGAUGUCCUGCAGGAUUGAAACUCGCCGAGGACGAUCAAAGUUGCAUCGACAUCGACGAGUGUGCCGAAGAGAAUCACGGAUGUCCUUUCGGUUGUAUAAAUCUCGAAGGAACGUACAAUUGCUCUUGUCCCGAAGGACAGGAAUUCUCGAUGGAGCUUGGUGCGUGCUUGGACAUCGACGAGUGUCGAGGUUCUCGGCACAAGCAUAACUGCUCUCACGGGUGUAUAAACGUCGUCGGUGGAUACAAUUGUACAUGCCCGGCGGGAUGGAAACUCGAAGAGGAUUUAAGGAACUGUCGCAUAGCUGGCGAUCGCAACUGCUCUCACACGUACGAGCAAGAUGGAGAAGAAGUUCGCUGCGGCUGCCCCGAAGGAUUCCAACUUGGAAGCGACGAGAGGACUUGCGGUGACGUGAACGAGUGCGUCGAGGAUCUUCAUUCGUGCAGUCACACUUGCGUGAACACGGAAGGAUCAUUCUACUGCGAUUGCCCUUCCGGCUUUCGCUUGAAAGAUCGAACCAGCUGUGAGGACAUCGACGAAUGCCUCGAAAAUAACGCUGGUUGCUCUCACGGUUGCUUAAAUACCGAAGGCAGCUUCGGCUGCGCUUGUCCGGAUGGAUACGAGCUGACCGAGGAGGGAAAGAUUUGUCAGGACAUCGACGAGUGUGGCAGGAAGCUACAUCACUGCUCCCAUAGCUGCGAGAACUUAGACGGUGGUUACGCUUGUUCCUGCCCCGAGGGUCUGGCACUUGGACGGGACAAUAAGAGCUGUGCUGACGCGAACCAGUGCGGCCAAGCACACAAUUGUAGCCACGCGUGCGUGAACGUAGACGGAGGUUACAAAUGCGACUGUCCGGCCGGCUUGAAAUUAACCUCCGACGGUCGGACGUGCGAGGAAAUUGAUUUUUGCGCUGGUCAACACGGUUGCUCCCACGAGUGUGUCAGCGGCCCGGAUGAUUUCCUCUGCAGCUGCCCGGCCGGUUAUGUUUUGUCCGACGACAGGAGAAACUGUCAGGAUAGAAACGAAUGCGAAGAGGGGAACAACGAGGUAAACAGCGGUUGCUCUCAUUCCUGCGUCAACACCGAGGGCAGCUUCGAGUGUACUUGUCCGAACGGUUAUCGACUGGCCGACGAUCGAAGGAGCUGCGAGGACAUCAACGAGUGCAUCCAGGACAACGGUGGCUGCUCUCAUUUGUGCGCAAAUACAGACGGUGGCGUCGAGUGUGCUUGCCCGGAUAAUUACAGACUGCUGGAAGACGACGGAAAAACUUGCGUGGAGAUCGACGAAUGUUUGAUCGACAACGCUGGCUGCUCUCAUCUCUGCCGCUACGAGAAUGGAACAGCGACCUGCUUCUGUCCAUCAGGAAUGAUCCUCGAGGAUGACAAUUCCACCUGUGUCCAGGAGAAUAAGUGUUACGUGGAGAACGGUGGCUGUUCCCAUUUCUGUAACUCAGACGACGGACGAGUGUUUUGCUCUUGUCCUUCGGAAAUGAUCCUGUCGGAAAACGGAACCGUUUGCCUGGAACGGAAUAAGUGUCUCCUGGACAAUGGUGGAUGUUCCCACGAUUGCCUGUACGAGAACGGCGAUGUGUCCUGUUCCUGUCCGGACGGAAUGAUCCUCUCGGAAGAUAAACUACUUUGCGUUUACGAGAACAAGUGUUUCAUCAACAACGGUGGCUGCUCGGACAUAUGCGCUUUCGCGAACGGUUCCAUCAGCUGCGAGUGUCCAUCGGGAUUCGAGCUAUCCGUUCAGGACAAUGCUACCUGCGUCGACGUCGACGAAUGCCUGGAACUGAAGGACAACUGCACCCACAAAUGCGUGAACACGGAAGGUGGCUUCGAGUGCAGUUGCAACGAAGGAUUCCGAACGAAUUCUAUGGAGCCAGCAUUUUGCGACGAUAUAGACGAAUGCGAGGAUUCGAACGGAGGAUGUUCUCACACCUGUACGAAUCUCGUGGGAUCGUUUCGUUGUUCCUGUCCGUCCGGUUAUCUGCUCGAGAACGACAACAGAACUUGCAGAUUGAUCGACGGUUGCAAACGGAACAACGGCAACUGUUCUCAUCAUUGUCACCGCGAGGAAGGCACCGAUAAGACUCGUUGCUCUUGCCCCUUAGGCUUCCGAUUGAAGCCGGAUCAAAAGACCUGCGAGGACAUCGACGAAUGCGAGGAAUUCGAGAACGACGUGGACCUUGGCUGCUCCCACAUCUGCGUCAACACCGAGGGUAGCUACUAUUGCGAGUGUCCUUCCGGGUAUAUCCUGUUACCGGAGGACAAGAAGAACUGUAUCGACGUGAACGAGUGCCUGAACAGCCAGCACAAUUGCAGCCACGAUUGCUUGAAUCUGUUGGGUAGCUACGUGUGUACUUGUUACGAGGGACAUUAUCUGCACUCGGAUAAGUCCAGCUGUCUGGACAUCGACGAGUGUCUGGAGAGGAACGGCGAGUGUUCGCAUCGUUGCACCAACACUAUCGGUGGCCACUUCUGCUCCUGUCCGACCGGGUACGAGCUCUCUCAAGACGAGAGGACCUGCAUCGACGUGGACGAGUGCGAGACGGGUGCGGCUGAAUGCGUCCACGAGUGCAUCAACACGAUUGGCUCGUGGAAAUGUAGCUGUCCGGAGGGCCACGUGUUGGCGAACGAUUCGCGUAGCUGCGUCGACGUCGACGAGUGCAAGACGAACAACGGCGGUUGCUCGCAUGCAUGCUUCAACGUGCCCGGAGGCGUUAGAUGCAGCUGUCCUCUCGGUUUGCGCUUAGACGAGGCUGCAAAGACGUGCCACGACGUAGACGAGUGUCUGACGGAGAACGGCGGCUGUUCGGAUGUCUGCGUUAACUUGCAGGGUAGUUUCCUCUGUCGUUGUUCCGUUGGCUUUCGCUUGGAUCUGGAUUUGAAAAGCUGUCGCGACGUCGACGAGUGCGAGAUGGAAAACGGCGGUUGCACCGAUACCUGUAUCAACCUGGAAGGUAGUCAUCGUUGCGAGUGUCCGGACGGUUUUCGAUUGAAAGAGGAUCGGAAGAGCUGCACGGACGUGGACGAGUGUGAAAAUAAUAAUGCUGGAUGUUCCCACGUAUGCAUCAACGAGCCAGGAUCUUAUCGAUGCGAUUGUCCGAUCGGUCACCAGUUGAGGAAUAAAUCCUGUUACCUUUCGGAUCCCUGCGCCACUGACAAUGGCGGUUGCGAACAGAUUUGUAAUGUAGACAAUGGUCUGGUCGUUUGCACGUGCAGGGAAGGCUUCCGAUACGACGAGAUUGAUCGAUCGAAGUGUAAGGAUAUUGAUGAAUGUGCUGGUCAACACGGCUGCGAUCAAUUGUGUGUUAACACUGUUGGCUCUUUCGAGUGCGAAUGCAGAGAAGGUUUCGAAAUGCGGAAUUCUACUUGCGUCGACAUCGACGAAUGCGCUGGUAAGCCUUGCACGAAAACCAAGUGCAUCAAUACUUACGGUAGCUAUCGUUGCGAGUGCGAUACCGGGUAUCGAUUGGACGGCGACAAUUGUGUAGAUAUCGACGAGUGCAUCGAGGAUGCACCUUGCGAAGAAAGAUGCAUCAACACGCCUGGCUCUUAUCGAUGCACUUGUGCGCCGGGAUUUAGAUCGCGCGGAAACGAUUGCAUUGAUGUAAACGAAUGCGAGUGGGACAACGGUAGAUGCGAGCAAAAUUGCAUCAAUACGAUAGGAUCGUACGUAUGCGCGUGUCGGCCUGGUUAUAUCACAAAUCAGAGAAACAGAAGCCAGUGCCAAGACAUAAACGAGUGCUUGAAUCGUAACGGUGGCUGCAACGGUGAAUGCGUUAACACUGCCGGAAGUUACUACUGUACGUGCAGUGGCGACUCGUUGUUGGCUUCCGACGAGAGAACUUGCAUUUCAACUGAAUUGAGAUGUCGUGCCAUGGAACCACCGCUCCAUGCCGAAAUCAGAUGCCCUGGCCAUUCUUCCGGUGCAGUGGAUUAUCCCGUUGGAGCGAGAUGUCAUAUUCGAUGUCGAAGGGGUUUCAGGCUAGAAGGACCGCACACGAGGUAUUGCAUGGCUGGCGACCGAUGGAACGGGAACGAACCUACUUGUAUUCAAGAAUCAACCAUGACCGAUUCCCGUUACCAUUCAGACAUGCCACGACCGUUCGUCAGGUGUCCAAGGGACAUGGACGUGGAGCUACCCGCAAGACAGAACACGAUACGCGUCUCCUUUCCGCAGCCUAAAUCCAACAUGAAUUGGUGGAGGUACGUGGAUGCUUCUCCGUCAUGGGCCAAGCAAUUACAAGCGGAUUUACCAGCCGGUACGACGGUUGUCACCUUUACAGCCUGGUCCCCUGUGUCGAAUUAUACCAGCACGUGUAGGAUAGUGAUACGGGUUCGAGACACGGAAAAUCCAAAAGUUUCGACAUGCCCGACGUCCUUUGAAGUGCGGCUAAGCCCUGGUGAACGGAAUCGCUUAAUAUUCUGGCAGGAACCAACGUUCACCGACAACGUUGCCGUCGAGCGUGUCUACAAAACGAGGGAACCCGGACAGCUGAUGUACCCUGGCAUUCACAACGUGCGCUACAUCGCUUCCGAUGCAGCCGGAAAUCGAGCCGAAUGCCAUUUCUCGAUACACGUACGAGAAUCGGAUCACCGUCGAGAUUCCGAGCCACGAUACUACAGAAGAAGGAUGCUGAUGUGUCCCGGUAGAGCACCCCAACCGAUACCAUCCACCACUUUCGGGUGGCAGAUACCGAACGGUUGCUACCUGAGGUACACGAGAAUCUUUUCCGGAGCGUAUGCUGCACAGAACUAUCGAGGACAGAGACAGAACGGUUAUCAGGAAGCGAAUGCGGCUUAUCACGAAGUUCAUCCCAUUCAUGGUAACCAAGGUCAUCCCCAACUACCCAGAUCGUAUCCCCUUGGAGAUUAUCGACAGCCAAGACAGUAUCACGAGGAACAGCAACGUUAUUCGAGGAUCGACCACGUAGCUUCUCCGACGACUCAUUACGGCAGAGGUCGUGUCGAGACCAGGAUAUUACCACGGCGUAGAUGUUGCGCGUAGAGGAUCGGGGGACCAGGUUGCUGCCAGACGAGCCGCAAUAACCGAAAGUAAUUUAACCGGCGAAGAAAGGCCGGCUCCGCGGCUCGGGCAUAAAUUAUGUCAAGAGAGUAGUUCCUCGUCGAUAGGGGAGCUGUCGGUUCGUUCCUCGCGUUCAUUAAGUCUAAUUAAAGCCGAUCGAUUUCGUGGCAUUCGGUUUCGAGAUACGAGUUUCCUUCUUUCAACGGCUAAGUGAUCUUUGACUUUACACCCUUCGUACCAAGUUUGGCAGUGAACGGUCGUGACAAUGGUAAAUAAUUUGUUAUUCGAAAUUGUUUCUUUUGUAGUCUUCAGAGAAUAGAAUAUUUGGUACAAAGAUUGCAAUCUCAAUUUUAGAAGCUUAUUUUUACUUUUAGCUUUCAGGAAAUAACUGUGAUACGUACCUGAGAAUAGACGAGCCGUUAUGGUAAAAUCGAAGGAAUUAUAAAAUAAUUUUUAAAGGAACAGUGUUAAUGAGAAAUUGAAUUAAAAUUGGGACUCUCUUUGAGGUCCGCCAUCCGGAGUAAUUGCCCUUUAGAAUCUCUUUCACGUUGAAUAUAUUAACUUCUAAUAACUUGAAAUUUCUAAUUAAACAUUUCUCCCUUUAACGCGUUCACUGCUUUGUGCCUCGAUUUUUAAGAAUCAAUUAUCCAACCCGCGAUGUCGCGUGAUCGAACAUUUACGGUUGAGGAGAGGUUAAAUCGCAAAGAUCACGAAGAAUGUGUCGCAAGGAUGCAUUGAUAAGGCUAGAAAUUCAUAGUACGUACUUUAUUAAAACUGCCAUUACAACAAACUGCCAUUCACAAUACUGCCUUUCGAUCGAGCUUAUUCGAAGGAGCUCAUAGAAGAGGAAUUCAGGUAUUCUAUUCUUCCUUUUCUUUUUCUCUAUCCUUCUUGUUCUUUGUAAUAUACAUAUAUAUACAUACAUGUAUUUGAUACAUAAAUUUUUAUACAUUUAUUGUAAUACCGUUACGAUGGCAAUCGAACGUUAUUUUUUAACAAUGAUAUGCGAGUGGCGUGGAGGGAUAUUAAUAAAUAAUAAACGAAACUUCGCUUACGCUAGAUCGGUGUCUCGGUAUCUUAUCUUUUUAUCUCCCUUAAAACUAUCUAUGUAUUUUCUUAUUGUUACUGCCACUGUUGUCCUGCCACCGGGCCUCGAUUACGGAGCCAUCAAAGUCUCGUAUUAAACGACACAAAAAGGUGCAUGCGCAUUGUUUCCAUUUGAAGAUGCAAUAUUUAUUUUCUCUAAUAGAAUUAAAUUUAUUGAAAGUGGAGGUAUUUUCAGUGAAAGCAAAUUCUAGUCGAAAUGUUAAUAGUCCGUUAUCUAGAAACAUUGUUGUUGAACAUCUUCGUGAUAGCUUUGCGACAAUGUUAUUCGAGAAAGCAGGGAUCUGGAAACUACAUCAUACCACUUAUGUUAAUGCAACAUGUUUCGAGUAAACAGAUCCAACAUUUCAGGCUCCGUAAUUGUCGGCACAUUUUCACCAUCGAAAUGAAUAAACCAUAUUACUCGCUUUGUUUCUAGAAAAAUGACGGUGAACAACGCUUAUCGGUAGAAUCGAAGGUAUCACAAACUUUUGAUGACCUCUAAUUACGUUUAACUAGAUUACAUUGUCUCUAUAAUUGUUAAGAAAUAAUUUCACAGAAGGUUGCCUCGUUAUUAAUCAAGACCACUCUAAUAAUUUGAUGUAAAAAAAUAAUCGCGAUAGUUGGUAGAAAAUAAUCAACUUCUAUUUAAAUUGAAAUUUAUAGGCCAUUAAUUGAUCAUUCUUUAUUAUAGAUACAUAUUCAGUAAUCAUGGAAGCUUGAAAAGUAUAAGUAUAGUUUACAAGAUGGAAUAUUUUAAUGGAGAGAGUGUGAAAUCGUUAGUUAUGGUUAUUCGAAAAAUCAAACGUUACAAACAUUUUCUAUUUAAUAGUUUAGAUAUAUUUUAUACAAUAGGCGUUGAUAAAUGUGAGAUACGAUCGAAGGAUAAUUAAAUAAUUCCAUUGAAAUAAAUAGCAAAUAUCAAGUUUGUUGCUCAUCAAUGAAACUUGAACGUAGUACCACGUGUUCUGAUAAAAUGAAAAAGAGUAUAACAUUUUUUGGAUUCGAGGGUUAAUCGUCCAUCGUGAAAUAACUAUCAAAAAUAUUUUUAACGCGUUUGAAACGAUGAUUUUUUAUUUCUUAGACACUUAAAAAUCCCAAAUGAAAUGUGAUUGGAAAAGACAUCUUAAUUAAUGAAACGCACAAUUUUUUCUAUUCUUUUUUUUUUUUUUUUGGAUACCCUAUCACGAACUUUGUAAUUUCCGGAAAUCCGUUCGGUUCUCGAUCCACCGGCCUUUACACGGUUCCGUGCAGAAUCAAAACUGUCAGUUGUUCUGGCUGUCGAUUGCAAAACCUGGCUCGCUGAAGCGUCUAGUUUCGAAAUUAAUCGUGACCAGUUUCGUUAAACCCGGUGUACAUCCUCCCUUUCGACAAGCAAAUUCAAACCCUUCGAAACCGGCGCUUCUGUUCACACCGUCGAAAUUUCCAAUUAUAAAAUACUCCAAGUUUAUUGAAAAGUAGAGGCGUUAAAAGAAC
Molecule: messenger RNA, 11367 nt
Organism: Osmia lignaria (orchard mason bee)
Lineage: Eukaryota; Metazoa; Arthropoda; Insecta; Hymenoptera; Megachilidae
Molecular function (GO): calcium ion binding
Source: RefSeq, a predicted model, not a curated record